Molecule: messenger RNA, 39960 nt
Organism: Pelobates cultripes (western spadefoot toad)
Lineage: Eukaryota; Metazoa; Chordata; Amphibia; Anura; Pelobatidae
Source: the annotation of a GenBank genome assembly
CUUGUAUCUACCUGUCCCUAUGUCCCCCUGUCCCCAUGUCUGUCCUUGUAUCUACCUGUCCCUGUGUCCCCCUGUCCCUAUGUCUGUCCUUGUAUCUACCUGUCCCUAUGUCCCCCUGUCCCUAUGUCUGUCCCUGUGUCCCAGUCAAUCUGUCCCUGUGUCUCCAUCGCAGUGUGAGGAUGCUGGAGCAGGUGAUACCCAGUUUGGAGAUGUUGUAGACCAGACUCUGCCCCCUGUGAGUGCCCGGGACCCCUCUGAUGGGACGGGCAGACCAGGGAGCCCCCGCCCUCCUCCUCCUGACACCCGCGGCCACGUCUGAAUGGGGCUCAUUGUCCGGACAGAGGGAGCAGAGAGAGGAGGGUCGGUCCCAGGGAGAGCAGGAGGUGAGUCCAUGAUGGGGGACACAGGCUGAGUGCGAUCUGACAGAGAUAUUAUGAGAUACAGAGAGAGAGGGAGAGAGAGAGACAUCUAUAGAUACAGAGAGAGAGAGAAAGAGACAUCUAUAGAUACAGAGAGAGAGAUAGAGAGAUAGAGAGAGACAUCUAUAGAUACAGAGAGAGAGAGAGAUCUAUAGAUACAGAGAGAGAUAGAGACAUCUAUAGAUACAGAGAGAGAGAGAAACAUCUAUAGAUACAGAGAGAGAGAGAGAGAGACAUCUAUAGAUACAGAGAGAGAGAGAGAGAGAGACAUCUAUAGAUACAGAGAGAGAGAGAGAGAGAGACAUCUAUAGAUACAGAGAGAGAGAUAGAGACAUCUAUAGAUACAGAGAGAGAGAGAGAGACAUCUAUAGAUACAGAGAGAGGGAGAGACAUCUAUAGAUACAGAGAGAGAGAGAGAGAGACAUCUAUAGAUACAGAGAGAGAGAGAGAUAAAUCUAUAGAUACACAGAGAGAUGGAGAUACAGAUAUUUUGAUUGUUACAAAGUAUCAAACUAGAGAGAAUUCCACUGACAUCCCGAACACCGACUACUUACCUCCCCUCGCACAGGAGAACACCAACCGCCCACGUACUGCUGAAACAAGGGGCCACCAACUGCCCCCAGACCCUCACUAACUCUGAUCCAACAAGGGACCACCAACUGCCCCAGCCCCUCACUAACUCUGAUCCAACAAGGAACCACCAACUGCCCCCAGCCCCUCACUAACUCUGAUCCAACAAGUGACCACCAACUGCCCCAGCCCCUCACUAACUGAUCCAACAAGGAACCACCAACUGCCCCCAGCCCCUCACUAACUCUGAUCCAACAAGGAACCGCCAACUGCCCCUAGCCCCUCACUAACUCUGAUCCAACAAGGAACCACCAACUGCCCCCAGCCCCUCACUAACUCUGAUCCAACAGGUAACCACCAACUGCCCCAGCCCCUCACUAACUCUGAUCCAACAAGGAACCACCAACUGCCCCCAGCCCCUCAACUAACCUGAUCCAACAAGUAACCACCAACUGCCCCCAGCCCCCCGCUAACUCUGAUCCAACAAGUAACCACCAACUGCCCCCAGCCCCCCCAGUAACUGAUCCAACAAAGGACCACCAACUGCCCCCAGCCCCCCCACUACCUCUGAUCCAACAAGUAACCACCAACUGCCUCCAGCCCCUCACUAACUCUGAUCCAACAAGUAACCACCAACUGCCCCCAGCCCCCCACUCAACUCUGAUCCAACAAGGCAACCACCAACUGCCCCAAGCCCCCUCACUCAACUCUGAUCCAACAAGGGACCACCAACUGCCCCUAGCCCCCACCAACUCUGAUCCAACAAGUAAGCAACCAACUGCCCCAGCCCCUCACUAACUCUGAUCCAACAAGGGGACCUCACCAACUGCCCCCAGCCCUCACCAACUCCGCCAUCCAACAAGUAACCACCAACUGCCCCCAGCCCUCACUAUCCCUGAUCCAACAAGUAACCACCAACUGCCCCCAGCCCCUCACUAACUCUGAUCCAACAAGUAACCACCAACUGCCCCCAGCCCUCACUAACUCUGAUCCAACAAGGGACCACCAACUGCCCCAGCCCUCACUAACCCCUGGAUCCAACAAGUAAACACCAACUGCCCCCAGCCCCCUCAGCUAACUCUGAUCCAACAAGUAACCACCAACUGCCCCUUGCCCUCACUAACUCUGAUCCAACAAGGGACCAACACCAACUGCCCCUACUACUCAAUCCCCUGAUCCAAGGACCACCAACUGCCCCUCAGCCCCCCACUAACUCUGGAUCCAACAAGUAACCAACACCAACUGCCCCCAGCCCCUCACUAACUCUGAUCCAACAAGUAACCACCAACUGCCCCAGCCCUCACUUAACUCUGAUCCAACAAGUAAACCACCAACUGCCCCCAGCCCCCCAGUAACCGCCGAUCCAACAAGGACCACCAACUGCCCCAGCCCCUCACUAACUCUGAUCCAACAAGGGACCACCAACUGCCCCCAGCCCCUCACUACCUCUGAUCCAACAAGUAACCACCAACUGCCCCCAGCCCCCCAGUAACUGAUCCAACAAGGACCACCAACUGCCCCCAGCCCCUCACUAACUCUGAUCCAACAAGUAACCACCAACUGCCCCUAGCCCCUCACUAACUCUGAUCCAACAAGGAACCACCAACUGCCCCCAGCCCCCCCAGUAACCGAUCCAACAAGGGACCACCAACUGCCCCCACCACCUCCACUAACUCUGAUCCAACAAGGGACCACCAACUGCCCCCAGCCCCCACUACCUCUGAUCCAACAAGUAGCCACCAACUGUCCCCAGCCCCUCACUACCUCUGAUCCAACAAGGAACUACCAACUACUUCCAGCACCCCACUAACUUUGAUUCAACAAGGGACCACCAACUGCCCCAGCCCCCCACUAACGCUGAUCCAAUAAGGAACCACCAACUGCCCAAGCCCCCCACUAACUCUGAUCCAACAAGGGACCACCAACUGCCCCCAGACCCCCAUUAACUCUGAUCCAACAAGGGACCACCAACUGUCCUACUGGCACAGCUUUUAGGUGAAAUACAAACUAUCCGGUUCCUGGUCAGAGGAAUCCUGUCUAUGUAACAUGUAAAUGAUAUACAGACUGUAUGAAUUAAUAUGCUGCAUGGAGUCAUAUGAUAAAAGAACAGAAUUCACGUAAAUUAUAUAUUUUUUUCCUUUGAGAAUAAAAAAUGACAAAAAUAGUUGAUUUAAUAGUUUAUCAUUACAUUCAGCAUCACUCUCAAUUAGUUAAAGGUCAUAGAAGAAUGGGGAUGUCCUCACACCUGGCUUGUCAUUGCAACAUGUUAACCACCCCUACCCCCCUCCUGGGACCCCCUGAUAUGGGCCUGUCUUGUGAUGUACAAAUCUAAUUUCUCAUUAACUGAUAAAGAAAGUCUGUUCAAAACCUCAAAUUAUAACAGCAAACCAUUACUCCGAGAACAAAAAGUGUUUUGUAUGAAAAAUCAGGAGAAUCUGAUCAUGUGAGAUCCAGUUAUAGAGCUAUAGUUACAGCUAGUCGGGCGCAAUCCAGAGAGUAAACAGCCGCGGGAGGAUUCAUCUAACCUCCCAUCCAUCUAUCCUCCUACCCACCCAUCCAUUAUCCACUUGCCUACUUACCUACCCACCUAUCUAACCACCUACCUACUUACCUACCCACCUAUCUAACCACCUACCUACUUACCUACCCACCUAUCUAACCACCUACCUACUUACCUACCCAUGUAUCUAACCACCUACCUACCCAUCUAACCACCUACCUACUUACCUACCCAUCUAACCACCUACCUACCCAUCUAUCUAACCACCUACCUACCCAUCUAUCUAACCACCUACCUACUUACCUACCCAUCUAUCUAACCACCUACCUACUUACCUACCCAUGUAUCUCUCUAUCCACCCACCCACCUACUUACCUAUCCACCCACCUAUCCAUCUACCUACCUACUUACCUAUCCACCUGCCUACUUACCCACCCAUCUAUCCACCUAUCCAUCUGUCUAUCUUUCUGUCUAUCUUUCUAUCUAUUAAUGUCUGGAUCUAUCAAUGUUUAUAUCUAUCUGUCCAGGUCUGAUUAUCCCCCUCUAUACAAUAUAUUUAUCUAGUCCUGUAUAUGGAGUUUACAGAGAGCUGUAGUCGCAUAACAAAGUUUGGGGCAAUUUGAGGCCAAUCCAUAUUGUAACAGCUUAUUGCCUUGUUAUUAGAUGUGACUAGGCAACAAGACAGACGUAUCAGUGACAGGGAGUGCACACAUCCCAUUCCAGCUCCUAUUGCAGUGUGCGCUCUGCACCUGUGUGUAUCUAGCACAUAUCUGUGAGAAUUACAGGGUACGGUGUGAGUUUGGAAUAAAAGGACGACGCAGGUCACUGGGGUCACACACGGUGCAGACAGACAGAUUAUAACGCUAUAGGAUGUACUCACUCUAGAUUAAUGAUAUUGGAAUCUUAAUGGCAAAACCAGGAUCUAAAACAACGGAUCUGGGAAAAUCCCCAACUCCGCUUCAGUGUUUUAGCCUAAACAUUGUCACUCAGAUUUAAAUAUAAUACAUUUCACAGAUCAGUGAAGCAACAAACCCGUUUGGGGAAAAAUAUUAAAUAAUCAAACAUAUAGUCAGUAGAUAGUGUUAUAUGCAGAUAGGAAAACAAACAAAAAGGAAAUGUUAAUCUGACAUUGCUAUAAUAUUCAGGACAAAAAAAAGCCUUAUUUUGUAUAUUUUUUGAAAGCCCUGUAGAUGAAAAUUAAAUUUGAUGUAUUUUGUGUAACUAUUAUUUUGCACAGAAUGUAUCAGAACUGUUUCUUCCUCCUAGUAAAAAUAAUAUAAAUAUGUAGGGUCGGUAAAACACAUAUAUAAUAUAUUUAGAAUUUUUAAAAAAAAAAAAUUUUUAAGUCUAUUAUUUUAUAUUUUACUCCUUUUCUUUACUUCCUUCACCAUAUCAGAAAGUACUAGUAGUAUGGUAAGCAACCCCCAUUUUGAUAUAUUGCACAGUGAGAACAUUUAAAGAACCGAGGGCAGAUAUAUUUAACAUGACGAUUGCCAUACAUUCAGUAAGUAACAGAACUCUCCCCAAAUAAUAGCUUUGUGCACCUUCCAGAAGAGUGCCUAGAAGUGGAAUAAUGGUAUGUUGUAUAGAUGGUUUCUAAAUGGUUUUGAUAGAAUGCUAUUGUUCUCAUAAGAAUGGUAUCGAUAUUUAUCAGAUAAACAGAUGCUAAGUUAAAGUUAUUCAUUAACCCUGAGGGGUUGGGCAUGAGAUCGAAGGUUGCUUAAAAUAUAAUAAAAUAAUGAAAGAUUAUCUCCAAGCUAGCUAUGAGGAAUGAAAGACGACAAGUGGCAGAUUUGAGGGGGACCUGGUCUAGUACUGUCGCCAUCACUGCAACCCUGUCACCAAGCAACCAAAACCGCGGCAUGACAUGGCUAGGUGAUGCUAUAGACAUCUUCUGAUAUGGAAAGCCAUUAACAUCCAUUGUGAUGACUCUUAGUGUGUUGUUGUGAACGUAAUGGUGCCAGGAGCGUGUGAUAAAACGGGGGGAGUCCUCUAUUUUAGCUUGGUUUUUUUUCUGCCUCUUAUUUUGAUGUUUUUCCACUGGACUCCAUCCAAGGUAUUUUAUUGGAUCGCCAUUGUGGAGUGUGAGGCCUGUCGCUGCUUGUCGGUCGUAUCAGCCCAUUGUUGGGUCACAGAGGAGGCCUUCUUCCAAUGCUUUUACCCUGUACGUACGUACUGGUUUUGAUUUCUUUAGUCACCACUGCGAGUUGAAGAAGAAGCACAAAUUAUUUAACAGUUGCCAGAUGUUCCCGAUAGUUGUGGAGUUAUUCAGUUUCUCAGUCGGCAGACGAGUACAGAAUCCCCACUGUGGUUAGAAUAUUGCCGAUUGUAUCUGAACUGGUGUCCCCAGAAGCAAAAUAGUGGAUUUCAACUUGCGCCUCCAUUUUAGACUGGGAUCUGUUCAUCAAUAGAUUUUCCAUAUUCUGAGAGCUUCUGCACUCGACGGCUUUAUAUAUUUCCCACCUUCACUCUUCCCUUCCCCCUGUAGGGAGUAAUGAUAAUUGUAGUAAUAAGAGUAAUUCUGACAAAAAAUAAACAAUUUAAAAAAAGGGUUUUUAAGGCCAAAGAACAGAACUUAUGAUCUGUGUGACGGUUCUCCUCAAUGGAGAGUUAGAAAAACUAUUACACCAGUAAUUGUAAACACAACACAAACAUGGCAUUAGAUUAUAAAGACACGAGUAAAACACAAAAACAGUGUAACAGAGCUUUGCCAUGCAAGAUAAUUCCUUUUUAAUUUAAAACGUAAUAUGAGAAGUCAGUGGUACUAUAUCGGUGUUAUUACAGUCUGACCAAGAUCAUGCCUGUAUGAAAAUGUGAGAGAAUGAGAGAAAGAAAAGAGAGGGAGAAACAGGGGGAGAGAGAAAGAAAAGAGAGGGAGAAACAGGGGGAGAGAGAAAGAAAAGAGAGGGAGAAACCGGGGAGAGAGAAAGGCAGAGAGGGAGAAAUUGGGGAAGAGACAAAGAAAGAGAGAGAGAGAAAUGAGGAAGAGAGACAAAGGCAGAGAGGGAGAAAGAGGGGAGAGAGACAAAGAAAGAGAGGGAGAAAGGGGGAGAGAGACAAAGAAAGAGAGGGAGAAAGGGGGAGAGAGACAAAGAAAGAGAGGGAGAAACGGGGAGAGAGACAAAGAAAGAGAGGGAGAAACGGGGAGAGAGACAAAGAAAGAGAGGGAGAAACAAGGGGAGAGAGACAAAGGAAGAGAGGGAGAAACGGGGAGAGAGACAAAGGAAGAGAGGGAGAAAUGGGGAGAGAGACAAAGGAAGAGAGGGAGAAAUGGGGAGAGAGACAAAGGAAGAGAGGGAGAAACGGGGAGAGAGACAAAGGCAGAGAGGGAGAAACGGGGAGAGAGACAAAGGAAGAGAGGGAGAAACAGAGAGAGAAAGAGAGGGAAGAGAGGGAGAAACAAGGGGAGAGAGACAAAGGAAGAGAGGGAGAAACAAGGGGAGAGAGACAAAGGAAGAGAGGGAGAAACAAGGGGAGAGAGACAAAGGAAGAGAGGGAGAAACCGGGGGAGAGAGACAAAGGAAGAGAGGGAGAAACCGGGGGAGAGAGACAAAGGAAGAGAGGGAGAAAUAGAGAAAGCGAAAGGGAGAGAGGAAAGAGGAAAGAGCGAGAUUAACCCCUUAAAGGACCACUCUAGGCACCCAGACCACUUCAGCUUAAUGAAGUGGUCUGGGUGCCAAGUCCUUCUAGGGUUAACCCAUUUUUUUUAUAAACAUAGCAGUUUCAGAGAAACUGCUAUGUUUAUUAAUGGGUUAAGCCUUCCCCCUAAUCCUCUAGUGGCUGUCUCAUUGACAGCCACUAGAGGCGCUUGCGUGCUUCUCACCGUGAUUUUCACAGUGAGAGCACGCCAGCGUCCAUAGGAAAGCAUUGUAAAUGCUUUCCUAUGCGACCGGCUGAAUGCGCGCGCAGCUCUUGCCGCGUGCGCAUUCAGCCGACGGGGAGGAGAAGAGGAGGAUCGAGGAGGAGAGCUCCCCGCCCAGCGCUGGAAAAAGGUAAGUUUUUACCCCUUUCCCCCUUCCAGAGCCGGGCUGGAGGGGGUCCCUGAGGGUGGGGGCACCCUCAGGACACUAUAGUGCCAGGAAAACGAGUAUGUUUUCCUGGCACUAUAGUGGUCCUUUAAGGACACAACUUUUGGAAUAAAAGGGAAUCAUGACGUACUAGUUCCAUCAUGUGUCCUUAAGGAGUUAAAGAGCUCUCUCGCUGGCCCAGUGCACCUACUGUAGGGCCCUUUGUCUGCACCUUUGGUGAAGAUGUGUAUUGACCAACGCUGCCCAUAUUUUGCCAGCCAGAAUAAUAUGGGAUUGGUUGGAAAUUCUGUGUCGAUGUAGACUAUGAUCUCAUUGGCUAGAUAUCCCACUUUGUGCUUUCAUUUUUUUUACCAUAACAAAACGCACAGCAGUGACAAGUGGACACAUACGAGAGUGGACUUAUUACAAUACAGAGAUCACUGUAUGAGUAACAUUAGUAAUGAGACAUAAUUUAAAGAAAGGGAAAUAAAAAAACUUCCCACAAUAUUUAACAGUACAGAGGGAGGUGGCAUUGGUUUGGAAUGAGCAGUGGAGAUUGGCAUGAGCAGCACAGCAGGUAAAGCAUCCAGCCCUGACACCAGCAAGAAGCCCCACAUCCGGGUUAGAGCGUCUGGAGCCACUUUACCCCUGGUGUUAUCACUCCAUGAUGUGGCUGUACGAAAACAAAUUAAAAAGAAAUGGGAAAAUGGCUUUACUCGUGUUUUUUUUCCCAUCACCGAGAUCUAGCCUCUGUAUCUACUCGAUCUAUGUCCAGUGACAAACUAUGGUGUGGCACUCUAGGGUAAUGAUAGUAAAGUCCAAUGCUUUGUUUGGUACCACGGGGUGGAGGACCUCUACAUCCAAACUGUAGCAAAAGUAGAGAAUCCACAGGUUGAUCAGUGUAGGCACAUUAGUGUCGGUUAUAUAGGUUUAGGAAUAAAAAAAAUAAGUUUUGGCCCAUAUGCCUUAGUCAUAUAUAGUAUACAUAUAUGGAUUGAAAUAUUGUAUUUUUCGGUUUGUGUCCCUGUUUUUAAUAAACCUACACUUAUGUAUCAACCAUGUUCAACCUGUGGAUUCUCUGCUACAGAUUCCCGCAAUGUCACGUAGAUGCUUCUUCUUGUCCAAGCCAGUGCUUUUUCAUUGAGGGGCAAAAAAAUGCAUGCACGGCCCGCGCUAAAUUCCUCCAAUUAAAUAAAGAUUAGCAGUACAAACAAAGUUUGACUUGGUUCUCACAGUGGGAUGGGGCAGAGUGGGGCAACAACCACAGACUGUCUCUGAUGCUGGUAACAAGUGUUCUGUUUUGUGCAAUGAUAAACUUACAUGAGAUGCUACAGCAAACAUUUCACAGAGAAGCAGGAGAGAAAUUAAAAUAUUCUUAUUUUACAAAUUACAUUCUCUGACCUGUUUAGGAGUUAACCAAUGCAAGUUACAACUAGGGAAAGACCCAAUAAAAUACUCCAAAAUAUGCAGAGUACACCUGUUAGCGCUAUAUAAAUAAAAUAUACAUACACUGUAUACCUACUGCACUCACUGUACCUCCCUCUACUGUAAUGUAACCUGUAAAGUGCUGAGUACACCUGUUAGCGCUAUAUAAAUAAAAUAUACAUACACUGUAUACCUACUGCACUUACUGUACCUCCCACUACUGUAAUGUAACCUGUAAAGUGCGAAAUAUACAGGUUAGUGCUAUAUAAAUAUAAUAUACAUACACAGUAUACCUACUGCACUUACUGUACCUCCCUCUACUGUAAUGUAACCUGUAAAGUGCUGAGUACACCUGUUAGCGCUAUAUAAAUAAAAUAUACAUACACUGUAUACCUAGUGCACUUACUGUACCUCCUUCUACUGUAAUGUAACCUGUAAAGUGCUGAGUACACCUGUUAGUGCUAUAUAAAUAAAAUAUACAUACACUCUAUACCUACUGCACUUACUGUACCUCCCACUACUGUAAUGUAACCUGUAAAGUGCGAAAUAUACAGGUUAGUGCUAUAUAAAUAUAAUAUACAUACACAGUAUACCUACUGCACUUACUGUACCUCCCUCUACUGUAAUGUAACCUGUAAAGUGCUGAGUACACCUGUUAGUGCUAUAUAAAUAAAAUAUACAUACACUGUAUACCUAGUGCACUUACUGUACCUCCCUCUACUGUAAUGUAACCUGUAAAGUGCUGAGUACACCUGUUAGUGCUAUAUAAAUAAAAUAUACAUACACUGUAUACCUACUGCGCUUACUGUACCUCCCUCUACUGUAAUGUAACCUGUAAAGUGCUGAGUACACCUGUUAGCGCUAUAUAAAUAAAAUAUACAUACACUGUAUACCUACUGCACUUACUGUACCUCCCUCUACUGUAAUGUAACCUGUAAAGUGCGGAGUACACCUGUUAGCGCUAUAUAGAUAAAAUAUACACACACUGUAUACCUAUUGUACCUACUGUACCUCCCUCUACUGUAAUGUAACCUGUAAAGUACUGAGUACACCUGUUAGUGCUAUAUAAAUAAAAUAUACAUACACUGUAUACCUACUGCACUCACUGUACCUCCCUCUACUGUAAUGUAACCUGUAAAGUGCUGAGUAUACCUGUUAGCGCUAUAUAAAUAUAAUAUACAUACACUGUAUACCUACUGCACUUACUGUACCUCCCUCUACUGUAAUGUAACCUGUAAAGUGCAGAAUAUACAGGUUAGUGCUAUAUAAAUACAGGGAGUGCAGAAUUAUUAGGCAAGUUGUAUUUUUGAGGAUUAAUUUUAUUAUUGAACAACAACCAUGUUCUCAAUGAACCCAAAAAACUCAUUAAUAUCAAAGCUGAAUAUUUUUGGAAGUAGUUUUUAGUUUGUUUUUAGUUUUAGCUAUGUUAGGGGAUAUCUGUGUGUGCAGGUGACUAUUACUGUGCAUAAUUAUUAGGCAACUUAACAAAAAACAAAUAUAUACCCAUUUCAAUUAUUUAUUAUUACCAGUGAAACCAAUAUAACAUCUCAACAUUCACAAAUAUACAUUUCUGACAUUCAAAACAAAACAAAAACAAAUCAGUGACCAAUAUAGCCACCUUUCUUUGCAAGGACACUCAAAAGCCUGCCAUCCAUGGAUUCUGUCAGUGUUUUGAUCUGUUCACCAUCAACAUUGCGUGCAGCAGCAACCACAGCCUCCCAGACACUGUUCAGAGGUGUACUGUUUUCCCUCCUUGUAAAUCUCACAUUUGAUGAUGGACCACAGGUUCUCAAUGGGGUUCAGAUCAGGUGAACAAGGAGGCCAUGUCAUUAGAUUUUCUUCUUUUAUACCCUUUCUUGCCAGCCACGCUGUGGAGUACUUGGACGCGUGUGAUGGAGCAUUGUCCUGCAUGAAAAUCAUGUUUUUCUUGAAGGAUGCAGACUUCUUCCUGUACCACUGCUUGAAGAAGGUGUCUUCCAGGAACUGGCAGUAGGACUGGGAGUUGAGCUUGACUCCAUCCUCAACCCGAAAAGGCCCCACAAGCUCAUCUUUGAUGAUACCAGCCCAAACCAGUACUCCACCUCCACCUUGCUGGCGUCUGAGUCGGACUGGAGCUCUCUGCCCUUUACCAAUCCAGCCACGGGCCCAUCCAUCUGGCCCAUCAAGACUCACUCUCAUUUCAUCAGUCCAUAAAACCUUAGAAAAAUCAGUCUUGAGAUAUUUCUUGGCCCAGUCUUGACGUUUCAGCUUGUGUGUCUUGUUCAGUGGUGGUCGUCUUUCAGCCUUUCUUACCUUGGCCAUGUCUCUGAGUAUUGCACACCUUGUGCUUUUGGGCACUCAGUGAUGUUGCAGCUCUGAAAUAUGGCCAAACUGGUGGCAAGUGGCAUCGUGGCAGCUGCACGCUUGACUUUUCUCAGUUCAUGGGCAGUUAUUUUGCGCCUUGGUUUUUCCACACGCUUCUUGCGACCCUGUUGACUAUUUUGAAUGAAACGCUUGAUUGUUCGAUGAUCACGCUUCAGAAGCUUUGCAAUUUUAAGAGUGCUGCAUCCCUCUGCAAGAUAUCUCACUAUUUUUGACUUUUCUGAGCCUGUCAAGUCCUUCUUUUGACCCAUUUUGCCAAAGGAAAGGAAGUUGCCUAAUAAUUAUGCACACCUGAUAUGGGGUGUUGAUGUCAUUAGACCACACCCCUUCUCAUUACAGAGAUGCACAUCACCUAAUAUGCUUAAUUGGUAGUGGGCUUUCGAGCCUAUACAGCUUGGAGUAAGACAACAUGCAUAAAGAGGAUGAUGUGGUCAAAAUACUCAUUUGCCUAAUAAUUCUGCACUCCCUGUAUAAUAUACAUACACUGUAUACCUACUGCACUUACUGUACCUCCCUCUACUGUAAUGUAACCUGUAAAGUACUGAGUACACCUGUUAGCGCUAUAUAAAUAAAAUAUACAUACACUGUAUACCUACUGAACUUACUGUACCUCCCAUACCGUAAUGUAACCUGUAAAGUACUGAGUACACCUGUUAGCGCUAUAUAAAUAAAAUAUACAUACACUGUAUACCUACUGCACUCACUGUACCUCCCUCUACUGUAAUGUAACCUGUAAAGUGCUGAGUACACCUGUUAGCGCUAUAUAAAUAUAAUAUACACACACUGUAUACCUACUGCACUUACUGUACCUCUCUCUCUACUGUAAUGUAACCUGUAAAGUGCUGAGUACACCUGUUAGCGCUAUAUAAAUAUAAUAUACAUACACUGUAUACCUACUGCACCUCCCUCUACUGUAAUGUAACCUGUAAAGUGCUGAGUACACCUGUUAGCACUAUAUAAAUAUAAUAUACAUACAAUGUAUACCUACUGCACUUACUGUACCUCCCUCUACUGUAAUGUAACCUGUAAAGUGCUGAGUACACCUGUAAGCGCUAUAUAAAUAAAAUAUACAUACACUGUAUACCUACUGCACUUACUGUACCUCCCUCUACUGUAAUGUAACCUGUAAAGUGCUGAGUACACCUGUUAGCUUGAUAUAAAUAUAAUAUACAUACACUGUAUACCUACUGCACUUACUGUACCUCCCUCUACUGUAAUGUAACCUGUAAAGUGCUGAGUACACCUGUUAGCUUGAUAUAAAUAAAAUAUACAUACAAUGUAUACCUACUGCACUUACUGUUCCUCCCUCUACUGUAAUGUAACCUGUAAAGUGCUGAGUACACCUGUUAGCGCUAUAUAAAUAAAAUAUACAUACACUGUAUACCUACUGCACUUACUGUACCUCCCUCUACUGUAAUGUAACCUGUAAAGUGCUGAGUACACCUGUUAGCGCUAUAUAAAUAAAAUAUACAUACACUGUAUACCUACUGCACUUACUGUACCUCCCUCUACUGUAAUGUUUAUUUAUAUAGCGCUAACAGGUGUACUCAGCCCCAUCCUAUGAGAAUAGGACCUGUAAUUCGAGAUGGUCCCAUUGGAUCUAAGACAGUUGGUAGCCCUGCUUACAUAUAUUAUAUACACACACAACAUCACUUCAAGAUCUAUCAUUACAAUAUACAUAUUAGAGUCUUAUGGAGUUCAGCAUGUGCUUUGUCUAUGUAUCUACGGUGUUAUGGUGGAGACCUUUUACAUAGUGUAGGGGAACACUUCAAUAGUUAAUCUAAACAGGAGAUCUCCCAUCCCUCCAAGCAUUGAAUGUCGACUGUAACUACCAGAGGCCUUUUAUUUCAAAGGUUGCAUUUUGUGUAGAAUGUGGCAGCGGGGUACGUUUAGUAGCCAGACAGAUCCAUUAAGUAGCCAGACAGAUCUAAUUAGCUGCUGACUUGUUUGAGUGCAUUCCCAGGUCUCUGUAUAAAUACUCAGAGUUAGAGAUUAGGAAUGAGCCGUGACUCCCUGGGUCCGGAGACACAUCAAGCCAUCUUGUAACAAAUACAAACAUUGUGUGUUUAGUGAAUUCCAGUCAUUUAGUGUCUGUGCUUGGCUGGUUAGACCAAGAUUCCUCUACCAUUCCUUUCCCAUGUAUUAUUAUUAUUAAUUAUUAUUAUUGCCAUUUAUGUAGCGCCAACAGAUUCCGUCACGCUUCAAAAUAUCAUGAGAGGGGGGAUGUAAUUAUAAAUAGGACAAUUACAGGAACGAUAGGUUGGAGAGGACCCUGCUCAAACGAGCUUACAAUCUAUAGGAGGUGGGGUAUAAAACACAUUAGGACAGGAAAUUGCAAUCAAAUAAGGUGGGAGUGAAGCAGAGCUGGAGGAGAGAGUAAAGCAUUGUCCUAUAGGAGAGGGCAAGAGACAGGUGUGUGAGGUAGAAGUUACUCUGUUUCCUCCCAAACUGUCUUGGGAGAUGGGUUUUAAGGCACUUCUUAAACGAUUGAAGACUAGGGGAGAGUCUGAUGGCGGUAGGCAGGCUAUUCCAUAGGAAGGGAGACGCCCGUGAGAAGGCCUUCGUCUUUCAUGUCCUUUACGAGAUUCAAAGAGAGUAGUUUUUUUAGACGAAGCACUUAAUGCCCUAUCUUUGGUAUUUAUUGCCAUUUAUCUGGAUAUUUGCUUGGAGUAAACACUGUGCUUUUAACAUGUUUUCUUGCUGGGCUGGAAAAAGGAUAUUUCUCGGUUUUCUCGGUUUCUUUUAUUGACGGUGUUAUAUGUUUGCUUUUUUCCCCUCAUAGUGUUUAGUGCUAUGUGCAAAGCAAAAUCAGCAAGUCUAAAACAUUUUUUUUAAAUCAAUAUUUGUAUUUUGGGUUUGCAAUUAGUUUCCAUUCUGAAAAAAGGGUAAUAUGACAUACACUAAACAAAAUUAUAAAUACAACACUUUUGUUUUUGCCCCCAUUUUUCAUGAGGUAAACUCAAAGCUCUAAGACUUUUUCUAUGUACACAAAAGGCCCAUUUCUCUCAAAUAUUGUCCAUAAAUCUGUCUGAAUCUGUGUUAGUGAGCACUUCUCCUUUGCCGAGAUUAUCCAUCCACCUCACAGGUGUGGCAACAUCUGUCUGGCAUCUAUGUAAGAACAUACCAAGGAUGGUGAGACAAGAGCCCACAUCUGGGACAGUCACACCAAAUCCAAGACAGUUUGGGAGGAAACAGAAAUCACAUUUUACCAAUGGGAACAAUACCCCAGAGCUGAUUUUUCAAGUUCAAAAUGGUAUAAAAAACCAUAGCCCUAUGGCUGGUAAGCACAACGCAGAACAAUACAUGGGGGUUUGGGGCUGGGAGGAGAGAGAGACAUGCACCCCCAUAUAUAGUUAGCAUAUGGUUUAGAAAGUGCUUUGUUGCCCUGGGAUUAAGCCAUAGUGCACAGUUAAGGAGUUAUUCGUGUCUUCGGUCGAUGUUUGUGUGAAUGUUUGCUUUUCCUGCAGUUUGUGGCGUGAAGCAGUGAAGUAUUAGAUUUUCAGUUUUAGAAUAAGCCAGUCGGCCACGCCAAGACUCCAAGUGGCCUUGAAUUUGGCAAAAUAUCAGCCCAGCUGUACAGAACUGACUGGCAGCUUAGAUUACAAGAAAGGAGCGUGGUGUUAAGGAUUCAGCUACGUGUCUCCACAGGUUUAGUUGCUGCAGUUACAAUAUUUAAAUAAUCUACUCAUUAAUGAGGAGACAGUCUAACUGGAGAAUGCCUAUAAAGCAGCAACGCUCGGUGACCGGGGACAAGAAACCAUUAACACUGGAAGUAAACGCUAGAACUAAUUAGUGGGACACGGUCAGCUUAACGCAGCCAGUACACAGUGCUUCAGGCUAGAUUGCUUGUUACAAUUUGUUACAGGAGUUCUGCUUGAUUGAAUGUGUCUGUGUGUAUUGUACUGGAUCAUAUAAAGUAAGGUGGGGAUAGUGACAGUAAAGGGGGAGAGGCAGAACUCACAAGGGAUUGACUGGAAUGAUUCAAACACCAAAUAAUGUUUCUUUGAGAGGAGAAUUUAGAUUUAUAUUAGCUGUUCUUUUUGUACGCCUGUGUUGUCACGCCAUCACGCCUCUCACCCAGCGUUAAUCUAAAUAAGAUAUACGAUAUGAUGGAUGUUACAUCGUAGCAAGAUGCACUGUGUUAUAUGAAGUACAGUGUCAGUAUACAGUGUGUACAAUCUGGUAGUGACUUCGAGAUCUGCUCAAUCUUGGUACUAUAAAUCAGGAAAGAAAAUUAUAACAACUCCUUGAAUGCUCCGAGCGAUGUUAAAUACACAAUAGUUUACUCAUUGUAAAUACUGCCAAUAAAAUAGGGGAAGAUGGAAAGGAUAGCUAUGGCACUUAAUCAUAGGCUCAGUUUAUGAACUGAUUGACGAGCUACUGAGAUCAAUAUAAUGUAAGGACCCUGCCCAAGUACUCCUUAUUUUGUUUCCAAACAUCUCUGUCCCUCUUUUCUAUCCUAAUUUCCCUCUUUUCUAAGAGCUCUAUUUUGUUGGUGUGUGAGUGUAUAACAGAGCUCCACAGAAAUAAUACUCCCAGGAAUGUGGAGCAACAAGAUGGCGCCGAACCAGAGACUGUGUGACCACAUGGGUGGGGGUUGGGACUUUCCCCUUUGUGACUCAGCGAGCUGUGUCACCUAUUGUUGGCUGUGUGUUAUUCCCUUUACCUAAUGCAUAAUGUUUUCCUGUGUAUGCAAAGUAGGUGUUCUGUGAUGGUGUAUCCUAUUGGUUAUUAAUGGGCUUAGUGUGAUUGGCUGUUUGUUUAGGCCCAGUUUGAUUGGUUGCUGUUCCAAACCUUCGUGCGUUUACUAAUGAGUUUACUUGUAUACAAAUGGGUGUGUGUAAUAAAAAUUAGUUCCUCUUCUACCCUCAAGCUGUUCGUGGGGUAGAGGUGUUCGCUGACUGAAUCUCCGUGAAUGGGCUGAUAUCUGUGGUUUGGCAGUGGAAGAAGCUGUUCAGACAGGUGUGCUCAGUCGGGGCACAGGAACCCGUCACACACAAGAUGUCCAUAUGGUGUAUGAAUCCCCAUAUUUGUUUGCUAAGAUUGGCGACAUUAGGUAGCCUCAUACAAUUUUAAUCCUGUUUUUUUCUGUACGCUGUUCCUUAAUCUGUAUUUUGUAAAUACAGUAUUUUGAUCUUUACAACAGCACCACUACUGAGAUACGCAUAGUCGGGGUGUGCCCCGCAAUUCCCAUUUGUUUUGAAUAUAUUUGGAAUCCAGACCAGAUUCCUAUUGGGUCGAUCACCCCACCCAUCCCUAUGUGUGCCCCUUGGGAGGUGACCUCAGGAAAGAAUACAUUUGAGGAGUCUCUCUAAAAAAGCAGUAAUUAUUGUAGUUAGCAUGUUAAUAUUAGUGUAGGAAUAUUGGGGGACUGUGACGUAGUGGUGGGUCUAACACAAUAUGGUCAUAUGGUGGAACUGAAUCCCCAUAUUUAUUUGCUAAGCUAGGUGACUAAGUAAAAUUUAAAACUAUAUAUAUUUUAUUUGUGUGUGCCGGUCCCUAAUCUGUAUUUUACUCAACCCAUGUCUCGCAGGCUUCAUUAUACAGUCACACCCUUAGCACAAAGCAUGGUCUCGCAAAUUCUGGCAACGGGUGGGUUGAUGCAAUAGAAUUGAGAUGAGAGAAGGCUAUAGAGUAACAGAGUCCUCCUGUGACUGUUAGUACUUAAAGGGGAACAGUCACAUCUCUGGAAAUUAGAGGAAAAUCCCCUACAUCGUCCGUUAACGUGUUGUUUUUUUCACGAUGCUCGGUUUUCUUUUAAAAUGUACAUUAUUGAUUCAGCCAUUGACAUCACAACCCAGUUCAGUGUUAGCACAGUCCGGGCAUAGAUUGCAAAUGAGGAGCGAAAAUAAAAACGGGGCAUAUUUUUUAUCAAACUGUUCUGAAAAGAGAUGGUUGGAUUCCUUGAUUAUCCAGAUCGCAUUUGUUAAAGUGAUCUAAAAAUUCACACUUUCCAUCAUAGUAAAUUCGUCAAGGUUUCACAGAAAUUCCCAUUUCAGAAGAGCGCCAGAUUUAUAGCGGUGGAAAAAAAAUCUGCUAUUCUUUAAUUGGAAAAAGUGGCCGAAGUUUUCUUAAAUCUGAUGUGUGUCGGUGUAUAAAUGUCGCAUAUACAAAACCAGCGGAUAGGUUGCGAAAAAAAAAGCAACAUAUGAAAAAAUCUGACAGAUUCGCAGAUAGUCAGAAAAGUGAUAACUAUCCCCCAUUGCUAGUUUCACUCUGUCGUAGUAGAGGAAGAUAGUCGCUAGAGGUGUGUUUAACCCUGCAAAACAAAUCAUUGCUGGGAUAAAACUAUACGGCAACUGCACCAGGACCACUUAAUUGAGAUGCAUUUAGUGGACCUUUAACCCCUUAAGGACACGACAUGUGUGACAUGUGAUGAUUCCCUUUUAUUCCAGAAGUUUGGUCCUUAAGGGGUUAAUUUAUUGUUUUGCGUUUUUUUUUGCUUGUCCCGUUGUUUAUGUCAGCAGAAUAUAAUGGUAUAAUAAUACAUAGGAUUGACAAGUGACAGAUGUGUUCAGCCUGCGCACUCCAUUACCACGUCAAUGGACUGUAGCAGUUAUGGUGCCCAGACUGUCACUUUUUUCUACAUGUGAUAUUGCACGAGGGCAUCUCACAAGGUUUUAAGGAACAUGCUGCCACCAUGUGGCACUAUUUACAGGAUAACAGCACAGUUAAAAUAUUUCGAACCAUAAAAAUACUCUAAGGAUACAAGGAAAGGCUGAUUAAAAAUGUGGUAAACUAAUAGAGAGAAUUAGCUACUAUAAUUUAAUAUGCUGAUUAAUACAUCAUACUCUCACCACAGAUUGCUUGUAGUGAAUCACUAACAUGUUUUACCAUCACUCAUACAUUUAAAAACAUUAAAAUGUAGUUUACUACAAGCAAUAGGAGCCCUGGACUUACUUGGAACAGCGAUCCGUGGCUACCCUCCCUGUCACAGGUGCCUCAUUCCAGGACCCUAUUUAGCCUUGACUUGCAGAGAGUCCCAGUAAGGAAGUAUUUCCCAAGUAAGUGGAUUAAUCUCAUAAGAGCAAGCAUUAGGCUGCUAGAGUAGGACCUGCCAAGAAUGGGGUACAUUGACGGUGUGGCAGGCUUAUGCAAUAUAUGAUCAAAUAAUGUAACUAAACCCCCAUUAUUUUUUGCCUAGAUGAUGUGUUUUUAAAUAAAACUAUUACAAUCUCUAAGAUUUGAAAUCAUUGUUUAGUGAAUAAGCGAGUGCGCUGGAUUCUGCAUUUUGUAUAUUUUGGCCCCAGUAGCACCCUUUAAUGUAUGCAUGUUCAGGUGAGUGUAGCCCUCUUGGUUUCAUAUAUAUACAUAUACACAUACACACACACACACACACAUAAUGUACAUUUAAAAAAAAAAAAAAUAUAUAUAUAUAUUUAUAUUUUAUACACAUUCUACAUAUAUUUAACUACAUAAUUAUUUGAUUUUAUGAAUUCUAAUUUGAGGGACCUGCCUGGCAACCCAGGCAGACAGUCCAGAGAAUUUAAUUGGCAAGCCCUAUAUUUAUUUAACCGCGUAACUUUCCAAAACACCAUAAAACCUGUACAUGGGGGGUAUUGUUAUACUCUGGAGACUUUGCUAAACACAAAUAUGAGUGUUUAAAAGCAUAAAACUGAUCACCACAAUGAUAUCGCCAGUAAAAGUGCAGUUUUUGUGUAAAAAAAAAAAAAAUGCAAAAAACAAAUAUGAAUGCUAACUUUGGCAAGCGUUUGUGGCUAAGUGGCUACUACAAAAUACUAGCCAUUCCCGAUUUUGAAGACCCUGGGUUGCCUACUUUUUCAAAUGGUAUGUCAUGGUGGGGUUAAUUUUUAUUUCUGGGCUGCAAUACCGUCUCAAAGGCAACAUAGGCCCAGUAAUCUGGCAAAUGGCAAUUUACAAAAACAGAAAUUGGCAAAUCUUAUGUUUGACCCUGUAACUUUUCAAAUCACCAUAAAACCUGUGCCUCAUGGGUACUGUUGUACACAUAAGACAUUACUCUACAUAAAUAUGAGUAUUUUAGGGGGGCGGGGCCUGACAGCCAAGAUGGCCGGUCGCACAGUCUAAGAGCUCCUGUAAUAAAGAGCAUAAACUGGCUACCACAGAGCGACCUAUCCACGAUGGCAACAAACAGUGCCCGGGGACCGAGCCAAGACACCAUGAGACAUAGAAUGGUACCGGUCCGGUCCCGAUGCGAUGCAGAGAAACCCGCGACGACCAUGCGGCCUUCGGCAGAGCAAAGCCUGAGGUCCGGGAGAGGCGGCCGCUCACCCGGCACAGGACACACUCACGAGCGAGAUUUCCACACAGCCCUGCUACCCCCCCUCUGGACCGGCGGGGGAUAUCCCGGUCCUCGCUGGGGGCGACUACCCCCACAAUAUUGCCUGACCAAGCGACGAUGUCUAAAGCAAAACGGAGAGAGCAAGGCCCAAACAAGAUGGCGGCACAGAAGCAGCCUACAAUUACGCGCCCACUCACUGAGCCUCCCAAGCAUACACGGGAGUUUUUUGACCGGCUCCGAACCAGCCUCUGGACACGGCUUAAUACACGGAGACUGACCUUCAAGCAGGUGAUGAGAGCAGUAGCGGGAUGGAUCCGCCCGGCACUCCGCCGCCAGCUGGGAGUAAACCCCCCUAGAGCCAGAACGGCCCCCAGACAGAGCCGGAGCAGAAGGCCACCACAGCGGGAAACGGUGCAAGAUUGCCUGGUCACCGGCACCAACGCCCCCACGCACCAAAUCGAAAUCCGCCGGUGCACCCGACCCACUCGCCCUACAGUGGCUCCAGAGACCUAUGCCCAGCAUGACACGCUGCCGCACAGGAGAACCCAUAGAACAGGCCGCAACACCGACCAGGAGACAGGGGGGUCGGCUACCCUGGAGAAGCCAUCAGCGUGCAAUCAGACCAUCUCUAAACGGGGCAUCGGCUGAAACAAACACUGGACCGAAUACCUGAGGCGGACGGCCGACACUGAGAGCCGUAAAACGCACUCAAAAGCCGGUGAUUUCCCCCUCCAUUGACUCUAACGCACUGUGCAACCUGCCAGUACCCUUUAUUUACUUUAAUCGGAUAUGUUUUACACGCUUAGUCAGCCUACUGUAACUCUAGGCAUCUCACUUCUUCAUAUGUUAAUGUAGCCUUAGUGUAUAUACCUAGAUCCGCAGUCUAGCCUGCUUACCAUGCAUGCACUAAUGAGCAUUUGCCUCACAAGCCAGACACACUAGCACAGGUUACUAACCUAGGUCAGACAUGUAAAUUUACCUCCUGUACCCACAACGCUGGCUAAUGCGACCUACAUUUACCAAUAACCUGAUCUACUCAAUACUUUUAAGUUUGAAUCCAAGUUAUCUCCACAUGACUAUGCCUAAAGCUGGCAAAUGUGUGCAAAUGUAUGCAAUUUACCUUUUUUUGAUGUACCAUAAAAUAGGGCAAUGUUUUGCUUUACAUCGUAGUCAGCAUAGGGUAAUCUAGCCCUCACAUAAUCUGUUACAUCGGAAAGGUAACAUUCGCUCCAUAGCAUCUUAAUCCAGUUUAAUACAACAAAACAAAAAAAAAAAAGAUUCAAUUAAGCGACUCACAAAACCGAAUCAACCACACUAGUUUGCUGGUAUAGUCACCGUUACACUAGACACAGCAUCUUAAUUUUAUUCCAGGAGCAGAAGUUAAGCAAAGAUUUUAUUUUAUGUUAUGAACAUGCUUAAGUAAUGACAAUCGAUACUGUAUACCGCAUAACUCAACCUUAUAAAAAUGUGCAAGAUCAAAAAAAAAAAAAAAUAUGAGUAUUUUACAGCAGUAAAAUGUAUUAUACUGUUCUCAUCUGUGAAAUGGUAGUUUGUGUGAAAAAUGCAAAAAAACUAAUAUAAACGCUCAUUUUAGCCAGGGUUUGUGACUAAGUGGCUACUAAAAAUGACUGGACAUACCCCAUUUUGAGUACCGUGGGUUGUCUACUUUUACAAAUGGUAUGCCAUGAUGGGGUUAAUUUUCAUUCCUGGGCUGCCAUACGGUCUCAAAAGCAACAUAGGCCCAACAAACCAAUCUGGCAAAUUUCAACGCGCAAACAUGGAAAAGGGGAAAGCCCUACAUUUGACCCCUGUAAGUUUGCAAAAACCCAUAAAACCUGUACAUAGGGACAUGGGAGAUGUUGCUGAACACAUAUUGUGGAACAGGAACUGAGAAUCCAUGCCUCAAGUACAAUGUGAGAGAAAAAUAAGACAAACAAAUGACUACCCAAAAGUUUGACAAAGACUGGUGGUAGAAUUAGUGCAUGGAAAGUGUUAAAAUAACAUUAUUUGGGGGCGUGGCUAACCACGGAGCAAAAUGGCAGCAUGAAAACUUGCUCUGGCACCAGGGCACCUAAUCCAGCAUAAUCCUACAGCCUAAAGCUGCAUCCAACAAGAUAGACCGACAAUGUCCCACCACAAAAGCAAGAGGAGCUCGGUGAAGCUGGAUAAGCUCAAUUUUUUUAGCCAGAAACAAACUUCUGCGGCCCUGGCUACGCAGGCCUCAAAAGCAGCAGAGGAUCCUGAAUCGGAUGACGGCACGCACGAUACCGGCUUGGAGGCAAGAUCAGAUACAACACAGAUCACUAAGGCUGACCUUACAGCAGCCCUGGAGGUCCUGUCUGCUAAGCUAAUCACCACAUGGCAACACACAGCAGACUCCUUACGGAAGGACAUCCAGGAGCUGGGACGCAUAUGGAGGAUAAAUGUGACGAAUUUGCCACGGCGCACAAUGAUCUGGCCACGAAUGUUGAACGCAUGGCAGCAAAGAUUAACAUUAUGGAAGAAAAAAUGGCGGAUAUGGAGGACCGGUCCCGCCGGAAUAAUCUACGCCUGCGAGGAGUUCCUGAAGAUGUCACUACCGACGACUUGCCGGCUUAUGUCAGGAACCUCCUGCACGCCCAUGCACCGGAGAUACCCACAGAUAUGCUGCUGGUAGAUCAGGCUCACCGCAUCCCGAAACCCCGUCAUCUCCCACAAACGGUACCGCGAGACAUACUGUUGCGGGCACAUUAUUUCCACAUAAAGGAACACAUCCACCGGAGCAGCAGACUGAGAGCUAAGCCGCCGGCUGACUACCCAACGGUCAAAAUUUAUACGGACCUAUCAGCCGCCACACUACGGAAAAGGAAAGACUUCCAUUAAGUCACCGGCACGUUGAGGUCUCACGGCAUACGGUAUAGGUGGGGAUUCCCCACAAAAUUGAUCGUCACGCAAGUGUAGCGUUACUCACCUUCUCCAGGGGCCGGCCGCGGUCCUCUCUUCAAGCCGCGCGCGGUCAUGCUGCUGCACGAGCCGCGCGCGGCUCAUCCGACGGCUCCACUAGCAAGGCGGGCAGUGACCGCGAGAAGCGGUCACGUGUCCCGCCUGAAUCUAAGAGCGCGCCGCGAGUCUCGGGCGCGCUCUUAAAGAGACAGUGGGAGCCUAAAUUGUCAAAAGGCUCCCAUUGGCCCCUGUCAUACCACACUCCCCAUACACUUACCUUUUGGGGGUGUGGAUAUGACAGGAGCCAAUCACAUUAGUUUUGAAGCUAUUUAAACUUACCUCUCCCUCUACUCCCUGCCCUAUCGUGGUUUCUGUAUCAGUUCCCUUUAGCGCUUGUUGUGUUCAGUUGUGUUUCUCCGUAUUGACCUUGGCUUUGUUUCUGACUACGUUUUCUCUUUAUCCUUCUGUUCUGGUUGUCGGCUUGUUGUUUACUGUGUACCAGACCCCGGCUUGUCCUAGUUUACGCUGUCUCUCUGUGCCCUUGAUUUCGGAUCGUUCCUGACUCUGUCUCCUCUCAUAUACGUCGAGUCCGGCCAUUCUAAGGUCCGGUAGACGUAUCUCUCCUCUGUGUUGUCUUCUGUUUAGCUGAAUCCUGCGUGUUGGGGUAUAUUCUCGUUACAUUACGAUAGGGCCAUGGACCCCGCAGAUUUGGCUCAGCAAAUGGCUUCUCACGAGGCAAGAUUUGUAGAGCAGGAUCACCGUAUGGAUCAGAUAGCACAGGCUCUCCAGACGCUCUUAUCUAGAACCAUUCCUGCAACCGCACCUAACCCUCCCACACCUCAUCCUCCCGAAGUAUCCAAUUCAACCAAUGCUUCGCCCCAUUUAACACCUCCUCCUAGGUAUGGAGGGGAAGCCAAGACAUGCAGAGGUUUUAUUAAUCAAAUAGAAUUCCACUUUGAGAUGUAUCCUCAUUCCUUUCCCACUGAUAGGUCUAAAGUGGGGUUUUUGAUGCAUCAACUUACUGACAAAGCACUAGAGUGGGCAAAUCCUAUUUGGGAGGCCAAUGGACCUAUGGUUCAUGAUUUCAAUAGUUUUCUUGCGGCUUUUCGUAGAACUUUUGACACAACAAAGAGGUCAAAGAAUGCCGCAAGAGCAUUAAUGAGGAUUAAACAGGGGUCUAGGUCUGUGGCGGAUUAUGCUAUUCAGUUUCGUACCCUUGCUUCACAGGUAGAUUGGACCAAUAAUGGGUUAACUACUGCGUUCAUGGAAGGUUUAUCUGACACUAUAUUAGAUGAGGUAGCGGCAAGGGAGCUUCCUAUUCCAUUAGAGGAUCUUAUUGACUACCUCAUUGAUAUAGAUAAUAGAAUUCGCGACAGGCUCUAUACCAAAAACAAGAAUAGACGUCUGGUCACAUCUAUUAACCCCAGAGUUGAUAAACCUGAGAGUGUUAAAGUAUCCGAGGAGGAACCCAUGCAAUUAGGGGUUGCCAAACUCUCGGAUACUGAAAAACUACUUAGAAGAAGGAAUGGACUCUGCCUAUACUGUGGUAGGCGAGACCAUAUGGUAAGGGAAUGUCCUUUGCGUCCGGAAAACUCUCGCACCUAAGACCUUAUAGGGGACUGGCCUUGGGUGUGAUCUCUAAGUCUCCUAAAUUGCCUCCUAAUCGUUUGCUUCUCCCUGUUUCCCUUCAUACGGGGGUGAGUUGUAUAGCAGAAUGCAUACUAGCCUUGGUUGAUUCUGGGGCUGCUGAGAACUUCAUUGACUGAGUUUGUUACAAAAAAUAACAUUCCCGUCAGAGAAAGGGAGAUACCCUUGGCCAUUGAGGCCAUAGAUGGUAGACCUUUAAAAACUCCAGUCGUUACCCAUGAAACUGUACCAUUAUUCAUGUACACAGGGGUUUUACACUUUGAGACCAUUCGGUUUCAGGUUAUCACCUCUCCCUCUUCUCAUAUCGUGUUAGGGUACCCAUGGUUGUGUUCUCACAAUCCCAUUUUUGACUGGGAAUUGGGACAAUUAAAAUCAUGGGGUAAAACCUGCCAUGACUCUUGUAUGAUUAAAGUCACCCCUUUAAAUACCAUUAAUGUUCCUACCACUCCUCCUUUGUCUACUGUUAUACCUCCUCAGUACUUGUUUCUCAAAACUGUAUUCGAUAAAAGGGAAGCUGAUAAAUUACCGCCUCACAGAUCCUAUGAUUGUGCUAUCGAUUUAUUGCCGGGCACUAUACCUCCUAAGGGCAGGGUGUACCCCUUAUCUAUUCAAGAGAACCGUAUCAUGGAGGAGUAUGUUAAAGAAUCACUAGAAAAGGGGUUCAUUAGGAGAUCCUCUUCUCCGGCUGGAGCAGGGUUUUUCUUUGUAUCUAAGAAAGAGGGUGAUUUAAGACCGUGCAUUGAUUAUAGAGGUCUAAACAAAAUCACUAUCAAAAAUGCAUACCCUAUACCUUUAAUUACAGAGUUAUUUUGACAGGCUGAAACAUGCUACUGUGUUCACCAAAUUGGACCUUAGAGGUGCAUACAAUUUAAUACGCAUAAAAGGAAGGUCACGAAUGGAAGACUGCAUUCAACACUAGAUCCGGUCAUUACGAAUAUACUGUUAUGCCAUUUGGUCUUUGCAAUGCCCCAGCAGUAUUUCAGGAAUUUAUUAAUGACGUCCUAAGAGACUUUAUUCACACAUUUGUAAUUGUAUAUUUGGACGACAUAUUGAUAUAUUCUACAGAUUUACACACUCAUCACAGGCAUGUCACAACGGUAUUGAAGACCCUUCUUAAUAAUGGUCUUUACUGUAAACUAGAAAAAUGUUUAUUUGACCAAUCUGAAGUCCAGUUCUUGGGGUAUUUGAUUUCCGCCAAAGGGUUUCGUAUGGAUCCCCAGAAGCUUUCUGCGGUUAUAGAGUGGCCUCUACCACAGGGUUUGAAAGCAAUUCAACGUUUUCUUGGUUUCUCUAACUAUUAUAGACGCUUUAUUAAGGGUUUUUCUUCUAUUGUAGCACCUAUUACCCGUAUGACAAAAAAGGGUGGUAAUACUCGUGUCUGGUCUCCCGAGGCACUUCAGGCUUUCGACUUUCUUAAAACUACAUUCGCCUCGGCACCUAUUUUACAGCACCCUAUCCCCUCACUGCCUUAUAUUCUUGAAGUUGAUGCUUCUGAAAUCGGGGUAGGUGCUGUUUUGUCCCAAAGAGAAUCGCCUGAAAAGCCAUUGCAUCCUUGUGGCUUCUUUUCUAGACAAAUGUCCAAAGCUGAAAGGAAUUAUGAUGUGGGUAAUCGUGAACUCCUUGCUAUUAUCUUAGCCCUUAAAGAAUGGAGACAUCUGUUAGAAGGAACUAAGGAUCCUAUUCUAAUUUUUACUGAUCACAAGAAUCUAUCCUACCUUGGUGAAGCUAAAAGAUUAUCUUCUAGACAGGCCAGAUGGUCACUAUUUUUGUCCCGUUUCAAUUAUAUUAUCACCUAUAGGCCAGGUGAUCGCAACAUUAAAGCAGAUGCUCUGUCCAGACAGUUCAAAACUACUGACAAACAGGAGGUUGAUGUUACUCCUGUCAUUCCCCCAGACAGGAUAAUAGCCACUACUAUGUUGUCUAUUUCUUCAUCCCUCUUGCAGACCAUACAGGCAAAACAAAGUAUGGCACCUAGCGAGAGGCCUAUUGAUAAAUUGUUUGUUGAUGUUCCCGAGAGACGGGAGAUUCUGUCAUUAUAUCAUGAUACUAAGACUGCUGGACAUCCUGGUAUUACCAAAACGAUGUCAGCCAUUUCUCGAUAUUUUUGGUGGGGUUCCUUACGUAAGGAUGUCACUGACUAUAUAAGUGCUUGUACUACUUGUGCAUGUAUGAAAACGUCUCGUAGAGUUCCUUGUGGGCUUCUGCAUCCCUUACCAGUUCCCGAGAGACCUUGGUCUAACCUAUCCAUGGAUUUUAUUGUUGAAUUACCCCCUUCGAAUGGUAACACAGUCAUCCUGAUGAUAGUAGAUCGGUUUUCCAAGAUGGCUCACUUUGUGUCUCUUAGCAAGUUGCCCACAUCCAAGAAACUGGCUCUUAUCUUCACUAGAGAAGUAUUUCGGUUACAUGGUAUUCCUGUAUCUAUUGUGUCCGAUAGGGGUAGCCAAUUUAUUUCCAGGUUCUGGAAAGCCUUUUGCUCAGAAAUGGGUAUUUCUCUCUCAUUUUCUUCCACUUACCAUCCCCAGUCUAAUGGAGCUGCUGAACGUGCCAACCAGUCUCUGGAGCAGUACCUUCGUUGUUUUGUGUCUCACCAUCAGGACAAUUGGUCUGACCUACUUCCUUGGGCUGAGUUUGCUCGGAAUAAUGCCACUCAUGAUUCUUCCGGCAAAAGCCCUUUUUACGUUGUCUAUGGCCAGCAUCCCGUUGUUCUUCCGGCUGCAUUCUCCUCACAGGGCAUGCCAGUUCUGGAUGAGCAUUUGGCUGGUUUGCGUAAUACUUGGGAGCAGGUUCAGCGUUCUUUGGUGGAUUCCGCUGCUCGCCAGAAGGCUCAGGCUGACAAGCAUCGCAGGGCGGCUCCUACUUAUGUUGUGGGGGACAGGGUUUUGCUUUCCAUGCGGAAUAUUCGCCUGCGGGUGCCUUCUAUGAAAUUGGCUCCCCGCUUCAUAGGUCCUUAUCGUAUACUGCAUAAGGUUAAUCCUGUUUAAUACGCCUUGGGUCUUCCUAGGAAUCUGCGUAUUCCUAAUGUAUUUCACACUUCAUUGUUAAAACCUUACGUACGCAACCGCUAUACCCGGCAUUCUCCGCCUCCCCCUCCUGUCUCCGUGGAGGGCCAUGAGGAAUUCGAAGUCUCUGCUGUUCUUGACUCUCGUUACCUUAGGGGUCGACUUCAGUACUUGGUGCAUUGGAAGGGUUAUGGGCCUGAGGAGCGCAGUUGGAUGUUAGCUGAUGCUGUUCACGCUCCCCGCCUUGUGCGUUCUUACCAUUCUUGUUUUCUGGCCAGGCCUGGCCCUACCCGCCCGGAGGGCGUGUCCUCGGGGAGGGGUACUGUAGCGUUACUCACCUUCUCCAGGGGCCGGCCGCGGUCCUCUCUUCAAGCCGCGCGCGGUCAUGCUGCUGCACGAGCCGCGCGCGGCUCAUCCGACGGCUCCACUAGCAAGGCGGGCAGUGACCGCGAGAAGCGGUCACGUGUCCCGCCUGAAUCUAAGAGCGCGCCGCGAGUCUCGGGCGCGCUCUUAAAGAGACAGUGGGAGCCUAAAUUGUCAAAAGGCUCCCAUUGGCCCCUGUCAUACCACACUCCCCAUACACUUACCUUUUGGGGGUGUGGAUAUGACAGGAGCCAAUCACAUUAGUUUUGAAGCUAUUUAAACUUACCUCUCCCUCUACUCCCUGCCCUAUCGUGGUUUCUGUAUCAGUUCCCUUUAGCGCUUGUUGUGUUCAGUUGUGUUUCUCCGUAUUGACCUUGGCUUUGUUUCUGACUACGUUUUCUCUUUAUCCUUCUGUUCUGGUUGUCGGCUUGUUGUUUACUGUGUACCAGACCCCGGCUUGUCCUAGUUUACGCUGUCUCUCUGUGCCCUUGAUUUCGGAUCGUUCCUGACUCUGUCUCCUCUCAUAUACGUCGAGUCCGGCCAUUCUAAGGUCCGGUAGACGUAUCUCUCCUCUGUGUUGUCUUCUGUUUAGCUGAAUCCUGCGUGUUGGGGUAUAUUCUCGUUACAGCAAGAUGGAGAUACAGUGGUGAUACACUCCCCUGAGGACGGCCUAAAGAAACUACAAGCCUGGAACCUGCCGGUGGAGCCGACCGUCCAGUCUACACGACAAGCGGGCACACUCAAGCCGGACUGGGAAAAAGCUCACGGGAAACAUUGAAACCAGAUGGAAUCCUGGUACGCAGGUGAAAGCCCCUUUGGAUAUACAAUACCCAGAUAAUGUCUACGGAUAUACACCCUGACGUGCCUCUCCCUUCAAUAUGCAGAACCUGGGACGUACAGCACAAAGUUGGACACGAGCCUGUAACCUGGGAUCUCGAUGGAUGGGUGACUCCGGAUCGGGGCCUCCCGCUGUCCCUGUGACGAAGUGUGCGCAGAGCAGAGGAUACCUGCGGGGGUCCCCGGUCUGGACUAAUACCCUGGGAUGGCGGGCCCCUCCUCUCCCCCCCCCCUCGCCCCUUCACUUCUCCCCGGGUCUGUGUGUGCAGCGACCUGUGCAGCCUCCAACUCGGAUAUGCGGCAGGACAGUUUAAUGGAGUGAUGUGGAGCAUGCUACCACGACCUGAGGCCUGAGGUAGACCACGAGACUUUGGAGCUGCCGAGACAGGCUGCGGGACUAAAAGUGUUGCACGCUCCUACUAACAGGUCUGGCGGGGUAACGGGGAUGUUGUGGUCCGGGCCUGGAAUGUGUGGGAACUGUAGCGACUCCUGGGGAAUGUUUUGAUCUCUGGGGCGGGGGUGACGGGGGGCGGGCGGGGGUACCAGACGGCUAGCAGCGUAUAACAGUUAUUGCAUGUUAUGUUCUUAUUUCAGAAUGUUUGUGCUAUAGUUUACUGCUGAUACACACAUACAUAGGGCCCCUUUGUGCCAGACGCUAGUAGACACAGCAGGUCAAUCAGCAUAUGUGGUCCGAUCAUCCGAAACCGAUAGCACGCCAUAACACACUCUCUAACUCAGGUGAGAACGUCUGGUCCCUGGCCGUCCUUAACCCGUAGCGCCCACGUCGGGAUCCUACCCAGAGGCCUUGAUUGGCCCAAUCACAUAUCAGAAGCAGCACACAGUCACAAGUCAUGAGGGUGCCCAAAUAGCCACGUUAAUGGAAGGAAACUUUCUUUCCUACCCCCCAGAUGUGGUUAAUCCACAUAAAGUCCUUGAAAGGAACAUUCUGUACAUAGUUUUUACACCCUCCCCUAGUUAUUUUUCUCUAACCCCCAAACUCCCACGGUCGGCCGCAAAUCACCAAUGGAACUAAAACAUUUCCAAACCCAUACUACUACCUAUCUGUGCACAUUAUGCAACUCUACGUCACCGUUACAUUCAAGUCAACAUGUAAAACAGUCGCACAGUACCCCCCUUCUCAACGAGGGGACCAUAACAGGCAAGGGCAAGUGAGAUCUAGGCAGCUAAAAUAUAUAACCCAUAUACAGUAUGAGAAUACAGACUAUUAAUGCACGUGGACUAAACACUCCACACAAAAGGAGACUCUUUAUUGAGGACGCGAAGCACGCUAAGGCAGAUAUCCUGUGCGUCCAAGAGACUCACUUUGCACACAACAGAGUGCCCAGAUUUGCAGACAGAGAAUACCCCACACAAUAUCACUCGACGUACUCAUCUAAAUCAAGAGGCGUCUCGUUUUUCAUACACACCUCAAUAGCAUUCGAACUUCUACGUCUCAAAAAACUCCCCAACACGCACCAAUCAUCCACAAUCAUAUGCGGGGACUUAAAUCACAUCUUGCAACCCCGAUUAGACACUACACUCUCGGACGCAUCACCUAGGUGCAAAACACUGGGCAAACAGGCUACAGCACUCACAAGGCUCAUCUCCGAGCACGGUCUCUAUGACAUUUGGAGGACACAGCAUCCGAACGAACGGGAAUUUACAUUUUACUCAUCUGUACAUAAAACAUACACCAGAAUUGACUUCAUACUAAUUUCGGGCGACAUGUUACCAAUGGCAACGCAUAGUGAGAUAGGAAACAUAGUCUGGUCAGAUCAUGCCCCAGUACAACUCACUCUAAGGGACAAAUUCCAGACCAAAGGGGCGACACUUUGGCGCCUAAAUGACACUCUCUUACAUAACCCAGAAUUUAAAACCAAACUUAACGAAGAGAUACUUUCGUUCUUUGCCUUAAACGAAACACCCGAUGUCUCAUUGGCCACAACAUGGCAAACACAUAAGGCAGUCAUACGGGGUCUCUUGAUUAGCCAAGCAUCUCACCUGAAUAGGCAAGCAAAGAAAGAGUAUAUAGACCUUUUGAGAUCACUUAGGGACGAAACGUCGGCACACAUCAUGCACCCAUCCCCCUCCGCACAGCAGCGCAUAGCUCAGCUUCAAGGGAAAUAGAACGACAUACACCUGCGUACCACAGCUAUCAUGUCACAUAGGAUGAAACUCAAAACAUACACACAGGGAAACAAGGCAGGGAAAGCAUUGGCAGCACUCCUGCGGCAGAAAAGGCAAAACGCAAGAAUUCCAUUUCUCUUGAACGCCAUGGGCAAUAAAAUGUAUAGCCCACAUGAUAUAAACGACACGCUGGUGGAUUACUAUGAUACGCUAUAUAACUUAAAAAGGGAUCAGCAUACACACCAACCACUCCUAAUGGAGAUAGACGCGUUUCUAACAGAAGUGCAACUACAACAACUACCGCAGGCAGAUCAGACUCUACUAGAAGAACCCAUUACCCAAAACGAAAUUGCACGCACAAUCAAAGCCCUCCCAAAAGGGAAGUCACCAGGCCCAGAUGGCUUUACGAACUUAUACUACAAGAUUUUCUCUCACAUUCUCACCCCCAAACUAGAAAAACUAUACAAUAAUAUUCUCACUACAGGCACUAUACCAAGCGAAAUGCUGUUGGCCCACAUAACUACACUGCCAAAACCAGGGAAACCCCCAAAUAAAUGCCAGAAUCUGCGCCCUAUAUCGCUCCUAAAUACUGAUUUAAAAAUAUUAGCGAAAAUUUACGCAAACAGGCUGGGAAACAUAUUACCAACACUGAUUCGAGAUGACCAAGUGGGGUUUGUCCGAGGCAGACAAGGCUCGGAUGGGACCAGGAAACUGAUCAACAUUUUACACAGGAUCCAGAAAACCUGGGCUCCCAGUGUGGCACUGUCACUGGAUGCUGAGAAGGCUACACUGGGGAUACCUGGAGGCUGUGCUGUGGAGAUUCGCCUUUCCCGGGUGUUUCAUCACACUAGUCUCGGCACUAUACGACAAUCCGACGGCAAAAAUAGCCAAUGGCGGGUUUACCUCCAAACCUUUCCACAUCUCAAAUGGGUCCAGACAGGGCUGCCCACUCUCACCCUUACUAUACAUACUAGCACUAGAACCCCUGGCCCAACACAUUAGGGAUUCACACGAUGUCCAUGGAAUACAAAUAGGGGGAGAAACACACAAGAUUACCCUAUUUGCCGAUGAUGUAAUGCUCACAUUGUCUAAACCUGACAUCUCUCUGCCGCAGCUUCGAACUAUACUGACUAACUUUAGCAACUGCUCAUAUUACAAGCUCAAUAUUACUAAGACACAGGCUAUGGGCCUCAACAUCCCUAAAGCACAACUUACCCACCUACAAAGCACACACACAUACGAUUGGCGAACCGACCAUUUACCCUUCCUAGGUAUAUACCUCACACCCAAGACACAAAAGCUGUAUAAAGCGAAUUAUUUAAAACUACUUAGCGCAAUUAAACAACAACUACACAGCUGGAAAGGGAAAUACAUCUCAUGGCCAGGCAGAAUAGCGGCAGUAAAAAUGAUGGUACUACCAAGACUACAGUACCUAUUCAGAACACUCCAAAUACAGCUACCACGCCAGUUUUUAAAGAUGCCCAACAUUCCUUAAAUCAAUUCAUAUGGGACGGAAAACGACCUAGAACGGCGGCCGACACCAUGUAUAGGCCCUUCAAGGAGGGGGGAAUGGGGGCUCCUGAUAUCGCAAACUAUUACACGGCGGCCAUGAUGAGCACACUCAUAUCCACCCUCUAUCACACAACUCCGCCAAAGUGGAGUCACAUGGAAACUGCAAACACAGGCGGACUCUCGAUGUCCAUCCUAGCUUGGAUACCUAGGCAUCUGAGACCGAAAUACAUGGAUAUAUGCCCAACUACGGGGGCAACAUUCCUCGUAUGGGACAAAUACGCCAAGAAACACUAUCCCACCUCAUACAUAUCCCCAGCACUAUAAAUUCCAGCGUUCCAACUCCUCAUUCCGGGGUUUGACCAUGGCCUAUGGUGUAAACAUGGAGCCACACGUCCACACGUCUAUCUCACUUAAUGAGGGAUGGUCGCUGUGGCGAAACCAGCCUCGCCACUGUCGGAGCCUGGUUGCUCGCCUGCUCCCUUUAGACUAUGGCCCGGCAGUUAAAACCUUUUAUUUUCCCUGCAAAGCGUAUUCAUGCCUUUCUGUAGACUGUUAAAGCCAUGCUACCCCAGAUAGCUAUGCCAUGGAGCCCAGCCGUAUAUUGAAAGACUGUAUGAAAGACUUUGGCUCCAUGGUGAUUGAACUGUAUUUAUGUGAUCUGAGCGCCAUUCGGUAGUAAUGUGCACUCAGAUCUAAGCUAUCUGGGGAUAUGUAGAAUGUCUAUGUUUUAUGGAAUAAAUGUAUAAAUGGAAUAAAAGGGAGCUGAAGGUGCAGUCCUUCCUCCCCAGCGGCAGAGUAAGUCCCAGGGAGCUGAAGGUGCAGUCCUUCCUCCCCAGCGGCAGUGUGUAUCCCAGGGAGCUGAAGGUGCAGUCCUUCCUCCCCAGCGGCAGUGUGUAUCCCAGGGAGCUGAAGGUGCAGUCCUUCCUCCCCAGCGGCAGUGUGUAUCCCAGGGAGCUGAAGGUGCAGUCCUUCCUCCCCAGCGGCAGUGUGUAUCCCAGGGAGCUGAAGGUGCAGUCCUUCCUCCCCAGCGGCAGUGUGUGUUCUUAGGAGAGGAGACAGUUGGUCCCUCUCCCCAGCGGUCAAGUGAGUCCCAGGGAGCUGAAGGUGUCAUCCUUCCUCCCCAGCGGCAGAUUGUAUCCCAGGGAGCUGAAGGUGUCGUCCUUCCUCCCCAGCGGCAGAGUGUCCUGCAGGGAGCAGAGACCGUCAGUCUUGCACCCCAGCAGCAGGACAAAAUAUUGAAAGGGGAGACAGCUGGUCCCCCUCACCACCAGCAGAGAGAGUGUCACGGAGAGGAGCCUGCUACCCCCUCUCCCCAGCGGCAGGUUACAGUUCAGAGAGAGGAGCUUGUCACACCCUCUCUCCAGCGGCAGCCUAACCCACCAAGGGGAGAUGUUACACCCCCCAACAGUGCAGAUGGGACCGUAGUCUUUGCACUUGCAGCACAAGAGGUAGGGACGGUCAGUCCUGUCCCGCAGCCCCAGAGCUGUGUACCCAGAGGGGAGACGGUCGGUCUCCCCCUCCCACAACCAGGCUACUUCAGUGGUAGCGCUGGCAUCAGGGCAGAGUACCGCUGGUCUCCGCCCACUCAGCAACCCACCAAGGCAGUCUACCAGCUCCCCGCACAGCCGUGGUGAGGAACCUGGACAAGCUGCUACUUUAUCCAGGUGGGGUAAACAUUUAUUGUGGGUGGGAGGUACUGCUGUUUUCGCUUCGUGGGUGGGUUGCUGGACUAACCAGGGCACUGACCGACAGGAGGUCAGAUACCCUGUUAGUCUGGAUGGUAAAGGGGAGAAAUGUGGCGAAACCAGCCUCGCCACUGUCGGAGCCUGGUUGCUCGCCUGCUCCCUUUAGACUAUGGCCCGGCAGUUAAAACCUUUUAUUUUCCCUGCAAAGCGUAUUCAUGCCUUUCUGUAGACUGUUAAAGCCAUGCUACCCCAGAUAGCUAUGCCAUGGAGCCCAGCCGUAUAUUGAAAGACUGUAUGAAAGACACUGGCUCCAUGGUGAUUGAACUGUAUGUAUGUGGUCUGAGCGCCAUUCGGUAGUAAUGUGCACUCAGAUCUAAGCUAUCUGGGGAUAUGUAGAAUGUCUAUGUUUUAUGGAAUAAAUGUAACUGUAUGUAAUUUUAUGUCUUUUAUUGUAUUGUUACUGCCAUGUGGUUAAUGGAGUCUUGCCUCUGUCCUGGGAGAUAAUUGUAUUACUUCACAGUUAUCUCCUGGACAGAGAGGAGGAAUUGUGAUGUAAAUGUGGGUGUGUUUUAUGGUUCCCCUGUAACGAUUGGUUGUACUGUGUCCCACCCUGUGGGAUGUCCCCUUGCAUGGGGACUUGCAUAAAAGCCAGUGUGUGGCCAUUACAGAGAGUUCCUGUUUUAACCCUCAAAGUGAAGUGUCGUCUCAUUAUUGGGGGAAGGAUUUAUUGUAUGCUGUUCCAGUUUGACUGCUAGGAGAGUAAACCUAUUCGUAUGGUUCCUAUUCAACUGUCUACAGCAUUCUUAUGCAUGAGAGGAUUCAUAUGCUUCUCCGGUUCGGUGGUUGUGGUGUCUGCUGCAGUGCUUGGAGUCCUCAGGAAGCGCUAGGAGCAUCCUUUAACGGAGGUACCCAGUUGGGGUGCCAGGCGAUCCGUUACAGUCGCCUACUGGACUUUAGUUCUCUAACCAGACAGUAUAACCUUCCUCCCAAAGCUUACUUCUCAUACUUACAAUUGCAGUCAUGGGCGAGAAAAAAUAUAGGUCUAGAUGCUGCACAAACGCAAGUACCGACAUUGACAGAGAUAGAAAAAGUAUGUAUGGCCCCAAAACCGCCACAGAAAAUGCUGUCACUCCUGUAUAAACUGACCAAGAAACAAGAUCAACCACAGAAACUAAGUUUCAUGAAGGCAUGGGAAAAAGAUCUAAACCUGACUAUACCCAAUGAUGUAUGGUCAAAAAUACUGAUGGCACACAAAAACCUCACGCUAAACACAUCCCAUAUUGAGAUUAGCAGGAAAGUGCUAUAUCGCUGGUACAUGGUACCUACUAGGCUGCGCAAAAUUGACCCAAAUAAGUCGGGGUCAUGCUGGAGAUGUUUGAAGGAGCCGGGGUCAAUGCUCCAUAUUUGGUGGACCUGCCCAGCAAUUAAGCCCUUUUGGUAAAGCGUUUCAGAUAUUAUAACUAAAUCCACUGGCAAUACCUUGCCACACUCUCCAGAAACGUAUUUACUGCUAGCCCUGCCACACAAGCUUUCAAAGGCUGACACAUACCUAACAUACCACAUUAUUAUCACAGCACUGAUGGCUAUAAGCAGGAUCUGGCUGAGCGCACACUCACCUAGCAUUCAACGAUGCCUAGAUAUGAUAGACACUACCCAAGUGUAUGAGAUAGAAGCUAGGCGUUUGAGGUCAGCAAACAAAGUCUGGCAAACAGCGUGGCAAACAUGGGGAACAUGGCGACAAAAAUGUCACACAUAAAUGUAGUCCUACUACAAGCUGAUAUUCGGAAACACUUCCUGACGAUCCAAACCGACCUUUUCCCUCUACCCCACCUUCCCCGCCUCUCACUCCCCCCCUAUCAGCACAAUGGUGCUACCUAGUCGCAAGGCUAGGUUAGUUGUCUAAUAGCACUGGUGCAGCUGCAGGUUAAUACGUUAAAAUGUUAUGACAUUAAGACAAGGUAAUUUGUCUCUCCAGCAAUCUGUUGGGGAUCUCUAGUGUUAGAUGAAGUGUGAAGCACUUCCUCAAGGUAUAUAAGGCGAAAAAUGUUUACUGAUAUUCUGCAACUGUACAAUGAUUUGCAUCUGUUACUAUUAUUCCAAACUCAAAAAAUAUUACACAAAAAAAAAAUAACAUCAUUUGAAAUACCCUAGGGUGUCUACUUUUCAAAAAUAUAUGGUUUGAUGGGGAUAAAUUACAUUGGCCAGCUUCAAAAAUGUCCCAAAUAGGACAUGGGUGCGUGAUGACCAGCUGUGAAAAUUCAAAGUUGGAAAACUGGAAUGCGCACCCUCCAAAUAAGGUCUUUUAGCCCCAAGAGAACCCAACACGCCUAUACAUGGGUGGUAUCACUGUACUCUGGAGAUGUUACUGAACACAUAUUGGGAUAUUCUUUGGCAGUAAUCCUUAAAGUUCUCAGUACAUGUAUUCUUAAAUUGCUAUGUGUGUCAAAAAAAAAUCACCAAUUUUUUAAAAAAAAUAAAAAAUUAAAUUUGGCAUAGAUUGGUGGUAAAAUGGUUGCAUGAAAAGAAUAUACCCCAAGUUUAAUACCUUAGAUUGUCUUCUUUUAAAAAAUAUAUACAUUUGAAGGGUUAUUCAGGGAUACUUGACAGAUAGUGUUAUAAUGUAACUUUUGUUAAUUUUGAAAAAAAAUGGUUUGGAAAUAGCCAAGUGCUACUUGUACUUAUUGCCCUAUAACUUUGCAUAAAAAGCUAAGAACAUGUUAACAUUGGGUAUUUCUAAACUCAAGACAAAUUUAGAAACUAUUUAGCAUGGGUGUUUUUGGCGGUUGCAGAUGCACAACAGAUUUUGGGGGUCAAAGUUCGAAAAAGUGUGUUUUUUUUACUUUUUUCAUCAUAUUUUAAAUUUUUUUAUAGUAAAUUAUAUAUGAUAUGAUGAAAAUGGUAUCUUUAGAAAGACCAUUUAAUGGCGAGUAAAACAGUUUAUAAUAUAUGUGGGUACAGUAAAUGAGUAAGAGGAAAAUUACAGCUAAACACAAACACCGCAGAAAUGUAAAAACAGCCCUGGUCCCAAACGGUAAGAAAAACUGUCUGGUCACAAAGGGGUUAAAAACCUAAACAUUCCAAAGGACGUAGAAUGGAACAUUAUAUCACAUUUUCUGUAUUAAUUUACAUUAAUUAUCUGCAUUAAAGGGACACUAGAGUCACCAGAAGAACUACAGCUUAUUGUAUUUGUUCUGGGGAGUACAAUCCCUUCAGAUUUUUGCAGUAAACACUAUUUUUUCAGAGACAAUGCAGUGUUUAUAUUACAGCCUAGGGAUACCUCCACUGGCCACUCCUCAGAUGGCUACUAGAGUGGCUUCCUGGGGCAGUGUUGCACAGUGCGACUGACAUUCAGUGUUUCCACCCUCUGCAUGGAGACAUUGAACUUUCCUCAUAGAGAUGCAUUGAUUCAAUUCAACUUUAUGAGGAGAUGACGAUUGGCCAGGGCUGUGUUUGACUUUUGUUGGCUCUGCCUCCUGGACAAGUUCAAAUAAUCCUAUGUGAAAGCAUUGUGAUUGGCUCAGAGAAUUACUUCUGAUGAUGUCAGCCAAGCAGGCAGAUCAGGGGCAGAGCCAGCAGCUGCAGACUUGAACAAAAGUAAGAUGUUACUAUAUUUAGGGAGGCAGUCGGGGCCAGCAGAGGCUAGAUGGUGGUUUUAACACUAUAGGGUCAGGACCCUAAAGUUAUCUUUUAACUUCAUUCAUUGUCUUUGUUUAUCUCCAUGAGAACAUGUACAAUGUGUUCCUUCACACUACUUCAUUUACAUUUUCUUUUGUUUUCCAAAUCAUAUUGGCAACUUUUCUGCAGCCACCUUUCUCUACGUGUCACCACCCUCUUUUAUUGGUGUCUAGCAGGGUUAUUUACCAAUGUAAGAACUCAAAGUGAAUUUCAAAUUGAAGAAGAAUUAGCCAAAUUGGAAGCAUCACUGACUUGGCAAUGUGUCCAGACCGGCUAUUCUUUAUCUUGAAUAACCCUUUAAGAUGCUCGGUGUUUCCCACCGAAUAGAGACUGCUCACCUUACGGCACAUAAACCUCACUAAAGUGUGCUGUUUAGGGAAUGGACCCGAUGGCCAGUUUGUUUGGUUCUUUUAGAUGUAGCUUCAAGGGAUACUCCAAACACCUACAGCAGGUUAACUUGCUGAAAAGCUUUAUGUGUGAAGACUGUGUUUUCUCUUUUUCAUUUUAGAUAAAGUUCAGAUUGAAAUUUAAAAAAGGUCUCAUUGAGCUGCAUUGGGAGUCUGUGAUUGGACAGCCACAGAAAGUCUGGGCGGGGUUAGAAGGGGAGGGCUUGCAAAGGUUGCAGACAAAAGAAAUUUAAAUGCAUGCAUAUUUCAUUAGGGGUAUAUCUACUAAACAAUGAUUUUUAUUUGGGUAGUGGAGUGUCCCUUUAAAAGGUAUAGUAAUUGAUAUCACAAUCUAGUUACGUCCAGGCAAAGCCAGGGCACGCACUGAAGAACAGAAAUAGAAGCAUUAUGUAGUUUCUCCUGUUUCGGUUUGGUUUCUCUAUGCGGACUGCCAGGUGCAAAGCACAGAGCUUAUAACAGUGAUUGACAGGAAGCUAAGAUAGAAGCACCAAGUUGCAGGUAAAAUAAGUGUGGAAUUCUACAUUUAAUAUUAUACUUGUCACGUGUCACAAAUAACAGUUUUUCUAUGAUUAGGUUUGCUUAACCCCUAUAUUUAACAAACGUGAUAGUUCCCUUUUAACUUGAAUUCUACGGUAUGCCAUCUGUAACAUGCAUUAUUUUUUAACUUGCUGUUUUCAGAGAAAUUGACCUAUUAUAUUUCUCUUGCCUUCUCAGGGACUUGGAGUGACGGCCGUCAUGGUCAGGAUUCGAAUUAAUGUUCCUGUAGUGGUAAUUUUCCUGGUGUUUCAAACCGUAUUCUUGCUCCUACUGUACCCCAGACACAAUGUCUUUCUACAAAACACAGAUGAGAAUCCUGAAAAGGUCCACAUCCUCAUUCUGUCCUCCUGGAGGUCUGGAUCUUCAUUUGUUGGUCAGCUUUUCAGCCAGCAUCCCAACGUCUUCUACUUGAUGGAGCCAGCUUGGCACGUAUGGGUGUCCAUGUUUCAAAAUAGCGCCCAUGUUCUCCACAUGGCCGUCAGGGACUUGGUCCGAUCAGUCUUCUUGUGUGACAUGUCUGUGUUUGAUGCCUACAUGCCAAAGGAGAGGAACGUCUCGUACCUAUUUCAGUGGGCAGUAAGCCGAGCUUUGUGUUCUUCUCCCGCAUGUGACGUGUACAUACAUGAUGGAAUCACAAGUGAAAUGUCCUGCAAAUCACAAUGCGGACACUAUCCUUUCAGUAAAGUUGAGCAAGCUUGCAACAUGUACAGCCAUAUUGUGAUUAAAGAGGUCCGUGUCUUUGAUCUGAAAGUGCUGUAUCCCCUUCUGAUGGACCCUUCUUUAAAUUUAAAAAUCAUCCAUUUAGUUAGAGACCCCCGAGCGGUGGUCAGAUCUCGUGAGCAAUCGGCAAAGGCUUUAGCCAGAGAUAAUGGCAUUGUCCUCAACACCAGCGGCACAAAAACGGAUGACACCAAGUAUGAAGUAAUGCAGGAAAUCUGCCGCAGUCAUGUCCAGAUGUAUGAAACAGCCAAGUUCAAGGCCCCUAAAUUCCUUAAAGAUCGGUAUAGGUUAGUGCGCUACGAGGAUGUGGUUCGUGACCCCUUGAGGGAGAUCACAGAGAUGUAUAAAUUUGCAAAUCUGAAAUGGAUCAGCAAGCUUGAGAGCUGGAUCUAUAAUAUCACUCACGGUCAAGGUCCAGCGAAGAAAAGUCAAGCCUUUAAAAUUACAUCCCGGGAUGCUAUGAAUGUAUCUCAAGCAUGGAGGACCUCUCUGCCCUUCAGUAAAGUCAAGAAGAUCCAGGAUGUAUGCAAAGGAGCAAUGAACCUGCUUGGGUACCAACUAGUAGACUCCGAGGCGGAACAGAAAGACCUGUCUAAUGAUGUUGUGUUGCCAAGGCGACAGUAUCAUUUCAGUUGGUUACCUUUUAAGGAGAAGAAAUAAAAUAAAUAUAUAUUUUUUAAUUUAUUAAUUCAAACUCUGCAAACUGUAGAAAAUUUAAUGUGGUAGACGGAUAUUCAGGUUUAUUACAGGAAAAAUAAUAAUCUGCAACUGACUGCUUUUACCAGCGGUAGCAGGAUCAAUCAACGUUAAUUUAAACAUUUGUAAUUAUAUUGUACAAAGUAGACAGAUGGUUAUAUUGUUUAUAUUAUGGGUUGUUGAAUGAAAACAAUGUCUUAAAGCAAAAUGACUGCUCUACAAAAUACAAGGAAACACAGAAACAUAGAAUGUGACGGCAGAUAAGAACCAUUCGGCCCAUCUAGUCUGCCC